AUGUCGCUCGCGAGCCGAGCGUUGCGGUUGACGGGGCGUUCGCUUGUUGUGGCCACGCCUGCGACUUACGCAUGGUACACUUAUUCCUCUGGCGACUAUUUGUUGGAAGGUGCAUGGCGGGGGAUAUAUUUUUGGUCCCGGGUCGGACCCAUCGUUCUUCGCUACAAGUGGGUCGACAUGACCACGCGCGACCAGGGAGAAGAGCGCACCGCCGCUUUCGAGCAGCUUCACAAUGUGUACGCGCCAGUCGCCUUGAGCGUUAUUCUCGCACUGCGCGGCUUUUACAUAAAGUUUGGCCAGUUCGCGUCUUCCCGCGCCGACAUCGUGCCGUCUCAGUACUUGGAGCAGUUCCGUACCUUGCAGGACUGCGUCCCGCCGAAGGACCUCCAGCAUGUGAACGGCACCAUAGAGAGAUGUCUCCAGUGCUCGAUAGCAAGCGUCUUCGAGCAGUUCGAGGAAGAGCCUCUCGGGGCGGCCUCGAUUGGCCAGGCGCACUUCGCCAAGCUGCACGACGGCACCGAGGUCGUGGUCAAAGUGCAGUACCCGGAGGUGCGCCGCACGUUCCAUCUGGACAUGAGUUGCAUACGGGCUGUUGUCGGAAUGGUGGAGCCAUCCUUGGCUCCCGUCUUGGACGAGUUGAAGAAGCAGUUUCUCACGGAGUUUGACUUCCGACGCGAGGCGCAGAAUCUCGUCGACGUCAGCCGCGCCGUGUUGCCGCGCUGGGGCGGCUCGGUUGCGAUGCCCACGCCCCUCCCAGAACUGUGCGGCGAGCACGUCCUGACGAUGACAUACCUGCCGGGCGACAAGCUGGAGACGGCGCUGAAGCGCGAAUGGAGCCAGCUGGGACUCGAGCCGGAGGCCUUGCAGCUGCGGCUCGGCGGCCGGGCGCCGCCGGGGCCCCGCAGCAUGGCGCUGGCGUUGCGCGUGCUGCGCUGGUGCUCGUGGCUGCUGCGGCUGCUGGAUGGCCUGCGGUCUUUGCUGCGGCCCUCGGCCGUGCGCGCGGGGGCGAGGGCAUGGGUGCCGGACCGUCGGCAGACAGUGCGGACGCUGCUCGGGGUGCACGCGGACCAGGUGCUAGUGCACGGGGCCUUCAACGCGGUCAAGCGCAUCGACGUGGCCACCAGGAGGAAGCUGGCGAGGCUGCUGGUCGCCCUGGGGGACCAAGACCGGGCGCGCAUCGUGGGCGCGUUCGUGGACUUGGGAGUGCGGUCCGAGCGGAUGGAUCCCCGAUUCCUGGAGGCCAACGCGCGGCUGCUCUUCGGCAGGGUCGACGGAGAGUUCACGGGGGGACGGCCUCUGCUGGAUUUCCUGCAGGAUUUGCGCACCUGGGAUAAGCUGACGGAGAUUCCAGGGGAGAUCUACCUUCCCGCGCGUGCGGCGACGAUGCUGCGGGGCUUGUCGUUGCUGUUGCAUUGCAACGUGUCCAUUGCGGAGGAGUGGCGCAGCGCAGCGCAGCAAGUGCGUGUGGUAUCGCUCUCUAGCAGGCAGACUGGCGAUGCGGCCAAGGCCUGGCAGGAGACGUUGCAUAGGCGAGUGGGCGUUCCAGGCGACCCACCCGGGCGCGACACCUUGCCAAGCCUCUACGACAAGCAGCGUCGCACCAUUGCGGCCUCUGGCGUCUCACGGUCGGCGCCGCCCUCCACGGUGGGGCCCUCCGCGUCGGUGGUGGCCUGGUUCGCCCAGUUCCAGUGCCAGAGCUGCGAGCGGAUACCGACGUCCCUGGAGGACCGCUUCUGCUCCUCGUGCGGGCAGCCGCUCCCGCUGCCGCAGCUGCCGCCUGGCACGGGCGGCGGGCGCAGCGGGUGCACGGCGGCCAACUUGGGGGAGGUUGCCGCCGCGGCCGCCGCUGCCGCGGAGAGGGCCGCACGGCGCCCCGCGGCGAUGAGCGCGGGAGGACCACGCGCAGAAGCAAUCCCCGACGCAUCCGCGGCACCAGUCCGCGGUUCGAUUGCAAUGGCGUUCGUGCCCCCGCCUGUGGACACCGCGCUGGCCCAGGAGGGCGAGUGCGGGCUAUGCGAUGAGCACAUCAUCCAGCUUCGGGGGCCGACCACCAAGAACACCUCGGACGCGGUGAAGGUUAGCAAGCUUCGUUACACGAACUCGUUGGACAGCGCCACCCAGUGGCGGGGCGAGCUGAAGAAGCGUCGCGUUUGCAGGCACGCGAAGUCUGCGAUGUGUAUGGUGUCUAUGAGCAUGGCCUUCCUGGUGCUGGGGUCGAUCGUUGGCAUCCGGAUCCUGUCAUGGGAAAUCAUCUCAAGCGACCUCACGGCGACCAGCGAGGAGGGGCAGAAGACCCAGGUGGAGCAGGUGUCGAAGGAGGUCUUGUCUUUUUUCCAGGUCGGCUCCCGGAUGGCCCAGGCGACGUCGCUGAUGUACAACAUCUCCUUCAAGCGGGACAACGAGUCCGCUCCGCAGCAGUUCCUGAAAAAAUUCGGCGUGACCCAGUGGUCGGCCCUGGUGCAGUCGGAGACGGGGCAGGACGUGCUCGUGACUCAGGCGCGGAACCCCGCUCUGUUGAGCAGUCAAUCUGACCUCGACUGCAACGUGGAUGCCGUCCUGCUCGGCUCUUUUUACAUGUUGGACAGCGGCCCCGAGACCUCGGGGCUCCCGCAGGAGGCAAACGAGUCCACGAAUCCGUGGGCGUCGUCGGGGGUCAUCCUUGGCAUCAUCGCGGGUGAGGACGCGACUCUCGCUGCUGCGUCCGGCGGCCCGCUAGGGUUGGUCAGAGUCUUCCAGGAAGCGCCGUGCGGAGAGGCUGGAUCCGGCAGCGGCGGGCCCAUGUGGGAGAGCAAUUCGCUCCCGGGGACCUGGGUCCCGGGCAAUACCAUGGACUCCUCAUCUGGCCUGCUGCAGCCGCAGUGGCAGCGGAACACGUUGGUUGACACCCAGAACGCGCUUGUGCGUAAGGCCGUCCUCUUCCCAUUGCUGGGCCCGUCCUGGGCCCCAAACAGCGCCUGGGGUCGCGUGACCAUCAGAGUGGCGGACUACGAGAACACCUUCGGCGAGAAGAACUUGCAGAGCAUGCUCGGGGAGGUCGCGGCGACCUCGCGCGACAGCACCGUCAUCUUCGUCCUCACUCGGCAGGGCGAGCUGCUUGCGAGUUCACUGGAGGGCCAGAGCAUCGAGGACCUGGAGAAGAACCCCGUCGGGCUGGUCCAGGGCGACAAGGAAGGGGCGGUGAUGCAACCCAUCCAGCCGGUGGCCAAGGUCCUUAUGGAGCGUCACUGCUCCGCCAGCGACGACGGCGAGCUCGACUGCGACUGGGGCCAGGUCGAGGUGCUGCAGUACAUUGGGAAGUAUGCAGUGGUGGCCAAGCCGAUCGCCGACCCACUCGCCGAGGGCCUGGGCCUGCUGCUCGUGGACCUGGUGGACGCCGAGGCCAUCACGGGCCGCAUCGAGGAGAUCAACAUCCAGCUCAUCUACCUGGGGCUGCCCAUCAUGGUCGGCGCCAUCAUGCUCUUCAUUAUACUGUCGCGGCAAGUGACGGUGCCGCUUCGGAAGGCCCGGGACAACAUGUUCUUGCUGAGUGACAUGAAGAUCGACGACGCGGUCGCGGCCUACGCCGAGGGCAGUUGCUGCAGCCGCCCGCUGUUCACAGAGGCCGGCGACUUGCGCCUCAGCUUCUUGCACGCCGCCAGCGCCCUGAAGAAUUGGCGGGUGAAGGAGAUCGAGCGGCGCACGCUGCUCGAGGAGGAGCGCGCCCAGCGGAUCCAGCAGACGGUAGAGAAGGCGGUGCAGGGCGCGGGCAAGUUGAUGCACCCGAUGGUUUUGGUGAGCGCGGAGGAGUUCUUGCAGAUGCAGGAACUCACCAGCUACGAGAAGUUGCGCAGCCAGGGCAAGCUAGAGUUCCUCGACACCGAGGACGACCUUGCGAGGUUCAAGACGAACCGCAGCGUGAUCUUCCUUUCCCACCAGUGGCUUGGCUGGGGCUUCCCGGACGACGAGCAGCAGACGCAGCUGAAGGCCAUGAAGAGCGCCGUCAGGACCGCCGCACACCAGAUGCGCGCAGCCGGCGCGAGGGGCGCGUGGAAGAACGUCUACGUGUGGGUGGACUACUGCAGCAUCGCCCAGGAGCACCGUGGCAUGCAGACUCUCGCCGUUUCCUCUCUGCCGGUCUACGCCUCCAGCGCGGACGUCUUCAUCAUCGUGGCGCCGCCCGCGAAGCACGUGGAGUCGAACAACCACGCGGACCUGCACUCGUACAACUCCCGCGGGUGGUGCCGCGCCGAGAUGUUGUCGAAGAUCUGCAGCAGCGGGCUGGAGAACUUCUUCGUCUUGUCCACCGAGGGCGGCGAGCUCCAGCGCGUCACCGAGGACUGGCUCCCUUCCUUGUCGAUGUACGUCUUCGAGGGCGAGUUCUCCUGCUGCCAGCAGGGGCACGCUCAUGGGGCCUGCGACAAGGAGGCGCUCGUGGAGCCAGUGCUCGGCCUCUAUUCGCUGGUGCUCCGCCAGGUGGGCGGCACCGGGCGCAGCAGCAGCGGGCGCCACAUGGAACAGGUGCUGCGCCACAUCCGGCAGUCGAAGGAACGCUUCUUCCCGCAGAAGUACACGCACAAGGUUGCCAAGCAGGAGGGCGCGGCAGUGGAGGAACGGGAGCUGUUCGGUCCGCUCGUGGAGGCCCUGGAGCAGCACAUGAACGCAGAAAAGGGCGUGCGGCGGUCGGACAGCAUGGGGUCAAAGGAUCUGACCCAGGAGCUGGAGGAGCUGGAGAGCGGCGACAGCCGGCAGAUAGUCUACGCGGCCGUCGAGCACGCCGCGGCCGGGGGCCCCGACCGCGGCAAGAAGCUUUGGCCCAGCAGCGAGUCGCCGGGCCGCAGACCGCGUCGAGGCGAUGAGCCCAAGGCCGGCUGGUUGCCCGAGAAGUCCAUGAAGACGCGGGAGGGCCAGGUGGCCGUGUGGCUUGGCAACAUAAAGCCCAGGAGGUGA
This is a messenger RNA of Prorocentrum cordatum, 4926 nucleotides long. The record is from the annotation of a GenBank genome assembly. NCBI's taxonomy places the organism in Eukaryota, Dinophyceae, Prorocentrales, Prorocentraceae.